ACAGGGUUUAAGAAAAAUAGAGCCCUUUUAAACAAAAAUUCCAUCUUUUGCCUCUGAACAAGAAAUCAUGGCAAAAAACAGUGAAAAAGAACUCAAUUACUUGCAUCAUAAAUCAAUACAAAAACAACCUAAACAAGAAUUAUCAGAAGAUGAUGAAGAAGAUGAUAAUAAUGAUGGGGAUUGGGAAGACUGGAGUGGUGAUGAUGAAUCAAAUUCUAAUUAUCUCUGUUUGUUUUGUGAUUUGAAAUUCAUUUCUUGCAUUGAAUUGCUUCGACAUUGUGGGUCUGCCCAUAAGUUUGAUUUACAAGGAAUAAUAAAAGACUUGAGCUUGGAUAUCUAUGGUGGUUUCAAACUCAUCAACUAUGUUAGGUCUAUGGUUGCUGAAAACAGAUGUUGGAGCUGUAGGGUUGUGUGUAAGUCGAAUGAGGAUCUACAAUGUCAUUUACAUGAAAUAGUGAACCUUAAAGACAUUGCGAUUCUAUGGGAUGAUGAAAGAUAUUUGAAACCCUUUAUGCAAGAUGAUUCACUCUUGUACAGUGUUUUUGGAGAUGACGAAAGUGAAGAUGAUUAUACCAUGCAAGUGGAUAAAGAGGAGGUUAUGAGGGAUUUUAUGAAUAUUGAUGAUAUUCAUCUUGAAGAUGACCAAACUGAACAAACUUCUGCAUCUAGUUCUAAUAAGUUUGACGGAAAUGGAACGAUAGAGAAUGCCUCUGUUUCCAAGGGGUCUUUGAAUCUUGCUCCAAGAGAUGUUAAAAAAAUAGAUGAGAACUAUUUUGGUGCUUAUAGUUGUUUUGGCAUCCACAGGGAGAUGAUAAGUGAUAAGGUUAGAAUGGAUGCUUAUAGGCAAGCUCUCUUGAAAAAUCCUUCUCUCUUAACUGGCGCUGUUGUGAUGGAUGUAGGUUGUGGGACUGGCAUACUAAGCCUUUUUGCAGCCCAAGCAGGAGCUUCAAGAGUAAUUGCAGUUGAAGCCAGUGAAAAGAUGGCUACAGUGGCAACUCAGAUCGCUAAAACCAAUGGCCUUUGGCAUAAUCAAAAUCAAGGAAGUAACCAAUGCACUGGGGUAAUGGAGGUGGUUCAAGGUAUGGUUGAGGAGAUAGAUAAAUCCAUACAAAUCGAACCGCAUUCUGUCGACGUUUUGGUGAGUGAAUGGAUGGGUUAUUGCCUACUCUAUGAGACAAUGCUCACCUCAGUGCUCUAUGCAAGAGAUAAGUGGUUGAGACCUGGAGGUGCCAUUCUCCCUGACACGGCGACAAUUUAUGCUGCAGGAUUUGGAAAAGGUGGUACCAGUCUUCCAUUUUGGGAAAAUGCAUAUGGACUUGAUAUGAGUUGCAUUGGCAGAGAACUUUUGCAGGAUGCUGCUAAAAUUCCUAUCGUUGACGUUGUGAAUGAAUGUGAUCUAGUGACUGAUUUUGCUGUUCUUCAGAGUUUCGACCUUGCAACUAUGAAGCCUGAAGAGGUGGAUUUCACUGCAACUACCGAGUUGGUACCGUUGUUGGAUAAGGUGACAUGGUGUUAUGGAGUAGUAUUAUGGUUCGACACUGGUUUUACCACCAGGUUCUGCAAAGAAACACCAGCGGUGCUGUCAACAUCUCCGUACACUCCCAAAACACAUUGGUCACAAACUCUUCUCACUUUUCCGGAACCUAUAUCAAUUUCCCCAGCAAGAACUCCUGUUGUUGGAACAAAUGCAAGCCCUGCUUCAAGAAUCCAUUUGCGCAUAAGCAUUGUUCGUGCUGUUGAACAUCGGAGCAUCGACAUAUCAAUGGAAACAGUUGCAGUUGGCCCUGAUGGACAGAAACGCGGUUUGCCAGUACAAUUAUUUAAUCUUUCCUAGAAUUAUCCACCCCCGCGUUAUGGAUUGAAAUCUCAAAAAAGUCAUUUUCAGCAUUUUCUGACGAUUUAACUUACAGUUUGUCUAAUUUGUGUCAUUUUAAUACAUGUUUUGUUGGUUUGAAAGGCAUCCUCAUUGCCUUAACUCUACAGCUUAAGAGUUGAAAUGAUCCGUAAUGCAUCAGUCCUAUUCCUUCGAAGUUUGGAAAUAGGUGUAAA
Messenger RNA from Mercurialis annua (annual mercury), 2049 nucleotides. RefSeq names its product probable protein arginine N-methyltransferase 3. The record is from RefSeq and is a predicted model, not a curated record. Bases 68 to 1834 code for a protein of 588 amino acids. Gene Ontology annotation, biological process: peptidyl-arginine methylation. NCBI's taxonomy places the organism in Eukaryota, Viridiplantae, Streptophyta, Magnoliopsida, Malpighiales, Euphorbiaceae. The transcript has 7 exons. Gene Ontology annotation, molecular function: protein-arginine N-methyltransferase activity.